Molecule: messenger RNA, 2439 nt
Organism: Asparagus officinalis (garden asparagus)
Lineage: Eukaryota; Viridiplantae; Streptophyta; Magnoliopsida; Asparagales; Asparagaceae
Product: protein IQ-DOMAIN 31-like
Exons: 7
Coding region: 370-2073 (567 amino acids)
Molecular function (GO): protein binding
Source: RefSeq, a predicted model, not a curated record
AACCUGCAUGCUGCUUUACUGCUACAAGCAGCAAUGUCCUAUUUUUAUCCUUUUACUCCAUUUUAUUUGUUUAGUUAUUUCCCUUUUUCGUGGGCUUCUUUUUAAAUUUUUUUUUUUACUUCAAUUGUUUUAGUUUUUCUCCAGAUCUCGGAACUGUAGUUUUCAGUUCAAUCCUCUGGAAUCCUCAGAUCCUUUCUCUUCUCUUUGGGAUUUGGGUUAAGCUUUCCUUGGGAAUCGAGCUCAGUUUUGAGCUAGGAUUUCGGCUGCGAGCUCGAUUUCGCCGGUGAGCUUCAGAUCUCUGAGAUUCUCAGUUAAAAGAUCUGGAGCCUGAGAUUUUGAGCUUUUGAAAAACCUCGGCUUUUUUGGAAAAUGGGGAAAUCUCCGGGUAAAUGGAUUAAAACGCUCUUGUUUGGAAAGAAGACGGCCAGAUCUAACAGUGUGAAAGGGAGAAACGCUUCGAUAACUGGAAUUGACAAAGGACACACUGUAGCUAAAGAACCUCCAGCUUUGACUGAGAAUACACCUGUGAUUUCUGAACCAGUACUUGUCAGUACUCACAGUAAUGGAAUCAACCGAGAAGUGGAGAAAGGAAAUUCUUUUACUUUGGGUGCUGCUGAGCCUUCCUUCAUACCACCUAGUUGUCAAAAUGCAGAGAACCAAGCUAUUACUGGUCCCAUUGAAUCAAGUAACCUGGAAAAACUCAGAGAAGAGCAGGCAGCAAUAAAGACACAGGCUGUGUUUCGGGGCUUUUUGGCACGUAGGGCAUUUCGUGCACUAAAGGGUAUCAUAAGACUUCAGGCCUUAGUUCGUGGACAUUUGGUGAGGAGACAAGCAAUUGUAACCCUGCAUUCUAUGUUGGGACUCAUAAAGUUGCAAGCAGUUGUUCGUGGUUCAAAAGUCAGGUCUUCUGGUCUUGGACUUGAAGUCGACACUAAGCUUCGUCCAGCAAUGGCUGAGGUUCCUAAGCGCUUGGACUUUGCGAAGGGCAAACCAUAUUCAAAUUCAUUUGUUUGCAAGCUUCUUUCUUCCUCGCUGGUCGUCAUACCUCUUCAAGUUCAGUAUGAAAAUGGUGAACCCAAUUCAGUCCUCAGCUGGAUGGAGCGAUGGACAUUUUCCCAUUUCUGGAAACCUUCUCAACCAAAGAAGAUUCUGGAUUCAAAACCCCAGGCAAAGAAGGGUGGUUAUCUUGCGGAGAUUGAAUCAGGCAAACAAAAGCGCAGUGUUAGAAGAAGUUCACCUGCAAAUGUUGACACAGGACCAUCCAGUUUCACCUCUGAACCAGAAAAACCCAAACGUAACCUAAAGAAAAUUACAGCUUCUGCUGAUUCAGUGCAAGACCACCCACAGUCUGAGCUUGAGAAGGUUAAGCGUAACUUGAGAAAGGUGUCUAGUUCAUAUGCAGAGACUACUGAUAAGUCAGAAGUUGGAUUUGAUGCACAAUCUCACAGUGUCAAGAAGGUGGCUGAUUCCCCGUGUGAUAGCUUAAAACUAGGCAUUGAUGAUUCUUCAGAGAAGACGAAGAAAGACAGUACAUUGACUACCGAGCCCAAGCCUGCCUUGGAAAUUGCUUCAAAAUCUAUCACAAUGGAGGGGCCGGUUGACCUUUCGUUUGACAAUCCUCCUGCUUCAGAAUCAAAUCCACUUCAAAUCAUCGAUAAGGAGGAAAAUAUUUCUGUGGUGAAUGGGGAGUUUACUGCUAAAGAAGAGCAAACUUGCAAUGAAAGCCAACUUCUCAACAAGAGGAGGGCUUCCUUCUCAGCAAAGUCUGAAUAUGCAGAAAACGGCAUACAAAAUUCUCCAACAUUACCGAGCUAUAUGCAAGCAACUGAGUCUGCAAAGGCAAAAUUAAGAGGACAAAAUUCACCAAGAUUUAGCUCUGAUUCAGCAGAAAAGAAUGGAACUACCAGACGACAUUCGCUGCCAUCAUCCACAAAUGGAAAGGUGACUUCAAAUUCGCCAAGGACACAAAGAAUACUCCAAGCAACUGGCAAAGGAGGCCUUAAGAGUGACAGAUCCUUGUUGUCCUCACGAGAUGGGAAUGAAAAACCUAUCCAAGUAGAAUGGAGACGGUAAUCUCUGUAAAAGAGAUGCUCUUAUGGAAAGUUAACUGAUGAGGUGAUCUGCAAUUUUAUUCAGUGUUACUGCUUUGUGGUGUAAAGCUCUGGUAUAGCCCCCUGAGUAGUCUGAUUAAUGACUGUUGCCUUUAAAUUUAAGUGUGGUAUGUUAUGUAUAGUGGUUGCCUGUCUGUCACAAAGUUGGUUUAGUUUGGUUUGUUUUUCUGUGAACCUUGGUUGAGUUUUACAGAUUUGAGGUUGUUAUGUUUUUUCUGUGAACCUUGGUUGAGUUUUGCAGAUUUGAGCUUGUAACAAAAAUACCGACUAUAUCAGCUGUUCUCGAUUUAUCUCAUCGAAAAAUUAUCCUUUUGGGUUGUCUUUAUAA